CAGCCGCUCCCCUGGAGCAAGACAGCUCAAGGGAGAAGAUGUGUAGCAGGGGCCUAAGGACGAGUUUGCUGGGCGUGGUGGUCGGAGCGGCGACGGUGGAGAGCAUGACCCUGACUGCCAGGAGCGGCGGCGGCUUCUUGAGGAUGAUGGUGACGAGGUCGUCGUCUCCGACGUACGCUGCUGCCAACAAGCGCACCAUGUCGAUGUCGGUUGAUGCUGGAGUAGACGCGGCCCGGUACACCAACUUCAUCAAGGACAAGGCGAAGUUCCCGAACCCCCCGAGGCGUUUGCCGACCCUCCUGCGGUUCCUGCAGCACAAGGGUCUCACCCCGGUAGACCCCGCGGACCGCGCGGGGCUGAACCCUUUCCUCGUCCCCCUCGUCAAGGGGGAUGACGGGGUUGUGACGGGACUGCUGCGAUGGCCUACAUCGCCGGAGACGCUAGAGAUGCCGGUCGUGAGAAACGGGGAGACUGGGCUGGAGCUGUUGGCGGACAACGCCGAGCACUUCAUUAGGAGGGUGGUAGCCGAGGAGGACUUCGCGGGGUCGGCCGACAGCGAGGAGCUCAUCCGGUUGGGCAAUGAGGGGCUGCCAGAAGCGGAUCCCCUGUACGAGAAGGGUGCUGUGGAAAACCUUGGCGUAGGAGUGGAGAAGUACCUCGCUCUCCGGGUCGGGGCCUUCGCCGACGUGUACGAGUGGCUCACGGCGUCCCACCUAGAGAAGGGAGACUCCACGGCGGCCUUGGCUUCCGCGGAGAAGGCCAACGAGAUCUUCGUGGGCUGGGGGCGGCCGUACGGUCACUACGCCAGGGUGCUUGCCAAGAUGGACAGAAGAGAAAUGGAGGCCAAGGACGCGGCGAAGGUGUCUCUGCGGUGCCCCUGCUGGACCAUUUCCCCCAACAGCAAGGACUUGGAGGAGGUGGUCAAGAUCGCGGGGUAUGAGGACAUGGCGAGCGUCCUGACGAUGUACGAGGGGAUGGCGGCGGACGAGCAGCCAGACAAGAUCAACGAAGGGAAAUCUCCGAUGCAGGUGGCGCUUGACCGGGCCGCUCAUCUCAUGGACGCGGUGGCCUUCGGACACAAGGACUGGGACGGGGUCCGCGAGGAGCUCGCCGAGAGGUACGAUCAAGGAGGUAUCCCCGACAUCGCGCGGUUUGUCAGAAUGGAAUGA
Molecule: messenger RNA, 1169 nt
Organism: Ectocarpus siliculosus
Lineage: Eukaryota; Phaeophyceae; Ectocarpales; Ectocarpaceae
Source: the annotation of a GenBank genome assembly